Molecule: messenger RNA, 849 nt
Organism: Racocetra persica
Lineage: Eukaryota; Fungi; Glomeromycota; Glomeromycetes; Diversisporales; Gigasporaceae
Source: the annotation of a GenBank genome assembly
AUGAAACAGUCAAACAAGUUGGAAACCUGGGGCAACGAAACUACAAUGAACUUAAAUAAUAUUCUUUAUCAGAAUAUUCAAGCCUCACCUUAUUUCAAGCAAUUAUAUGAGUUGAAAACGUAUCACGAAGUGAUUGAUGAAAUAUAUAACCACGUCGAGUCGCUUGAGCCUUUCCUUAAAGGGACGACAGCGUCGACAGCAUUUUGCUUACUAUAUAAACUUUGGACUCUUCGAUUAACUGUCAAGCAGGUGACUGGUUUAAUUGAGCAUAGUGAUUCUCCACACAUUAGAGCUUUAGGAUUUUUAUAUCUUCGUUAUGUUUGCAAACCAGCAAACUUAUGGGAAUGGUUUGAUGAAUACUUGGAGGAUGAAGAACAAGUACAAAUUCAAGGUGGUCCACGGCCGGUCUCAAUAACUAUUGGUAAAAUGUGCCGCCAAUUGUUAACUGAACAAAAAUGGCUUGGUACUAUUUUACCUCGUAUUCCUGUACCUAUUGCUCGUGAUAUCGACCAAAAACUCAAAGAAAGGUUACAACCACCUCCUCUGCCAAGGAGAGAAUCUCCAUCAUAUGAUCUUGAUCCUAGAGUAUCAUUGGAACGUUCCUCAAGAACAAGACGGUACCGUGAUCAUGAUUAUGAUCGUCGGGAACGUGAUAGACUCAGAGAUUAUGAUCGUGAACAUCAACGACAUAGAAGGUACAGAACUCCAAGCCGUGAACGUAGGGCAGAAAAGGACUACGAUCGCCGUGGUAGUUAUGACGACAAAAGAUUAGAGAAUUAUGACCGAAAAAGAAGGUACGAAGAUGAUAGAAUCUAUGAUCGUCGUAGGAGUCGAAGCCCACGAAGUUAA